This is a messenger RNA of Quercus lobata, 1960 nucleotides long. Its product is annotated as senescence-specific cysteine protease SAG39-like. The record is from RefSeq and is a predicted model, not a curated record. Gene Ontology annotation, biological process: proteolysis. The transcript has a single exon. Bases 116 to 1234 code for a protein of 372 amino acids. Lineage: Eukaryota; Viridiplantae; Streptophyta; Magnoliopsida; Fagales; Fagaceae. Gene Ontology annotation, molecular function: cysteine-type peptidase activity.
UCUCAACCACGCAGGGGAGCAAUUAGACAGGUACCGUUUCUAUAAAUAUCUCAAGCAACCAGUGUGUCUACUCACUCAUAUUCAUCCUUAAUGUUCUUUGGUAGCCAGCACCAUCAUGGCUUCCACAAAACAACUAAACUACAUAUGUUUGGCUUUGCUUUUCAUCUUGGUAGCUUGCACUUCUCAAGCCAUGCCUCGCACUCUCCAAGAUGAGAUGUAUGAGAAGCACGAGCAAUGGAUGGCUAAUUAUGGACGUAUAUAUAAGGACAUUAUUGAGAAGGAGAAACAUUACAAGAUAUUCAAGGAAAAUGUAGCAUACAUAGAAUCUUUCAACAAUGCUGCAAACAAACCUUACAAGCUAAGUGUUAACCAAUUUGCAGAUCUCACAAAUGAGGAUUUCAAAGCCUCACGAAAUAGAUUCAAGGGACAUGAAUGCUCCACAAAGACAACAUCUUUCAAAUAUGAAAAUGUCACUGCCGUGCCUUCCACUUUAGACUGGAGAAAGAAAGGAGCCGUGACACCGAUCAAGGACCAAGGACAAUGUGGUCAGUAUCAAACUCUUUUAGGGAACAAUACUAACCAAAUGUUUUCUUACUCUCUUUUCUUCUUUUUUCUUUAUUUUUUUUUUUUUCAAACAACAGGUUGUUGCUGGGCAUUUUCAGCAGUAGCUGCAACGGAAGGAAUUACUCAGCUAACAACUGGAAAAUUAAUCUCUUUAUCCGAGCAAGAGUUGGUUGACUGUGACACCAGUGGCGUAGAUCAAGGCUGUGAAGGGGGGUUGAUGGACAACGCCUUCCAAUUCAUCCAAGACAAUCACGGCCUCACAACUGAAGCCAGCUACCCCUACACGGGUGUUGAUGGAACCUGCAACACUAACCAAGAAGCAAAACACGCCGCCACAAUUAAUGGGCAUGAAGAUGUGCCUGCUAACAAUGAAAACGCCCUUCUGAAUGCUGUUGCUAGCCAGCCGGUUUCUGUUGCCAUUGAUGCUGGGGGGUCGGAUUUCCAAUUCUAUUCAAGUGGUGUCUUUACCGGAGCCUGUGGCACUAGCCUAGACCAUGGUGUUACUGCUGUUGGGUAUGGGGUAACUAAUGAUGGGUCUAAGUAUUGGCUGGUGAAGAAUUCAUGGGGUACACAAUGGGUUGAAGAGGGGUACGUACGGAUGCAAAGAAAUGUUGCUGCAAAGGAAGGCCUCCGUGGCAUUGCAAUGCAAGCCCCUUACCCCACUGCAUGAAGUUCCAUGCCAGAACAAAGUAUCAAAUUUGAUAUGUAAAAUAUUAUGUGGAUGCUUGUUUCUCAUACUCAUUUGUUCUCAGUCUUGAUUGUUCAUAACCUUGGCAAGAACUAGUUUAAGGUUCAUACCAGAAAUGAGAAUGUAAAAAAAAUCAGUAAUGUUUUUACUCCCAGACAAUCUGGCCAGCGACAUGACUUUCAAGAAUAUCAUUUCCCUAACAACGAGAAAAAAGACAGUAUCUAAAACUUCAUGCAUAUUCAGACAUUCCUCAACACAUUGAGUAUCCAAGAGAAGAAUUUUCUUCAACUAAAGCAAUAGCUAGAAGAGUGGUGAGGGACUUGGGAAUUGAUUCUUUCCAUCAUAUUCCUAACCCCAUAGAAUGGCCAAAGACACGACUUCAAUUUUUCUAUGAACAAUUUAUAACCGAAGGAAUUGGAGAACCGACACUACACUGCACUGAGUAACACUAACACAUUACUAAAAAUCCGAGUCCUACAACAGUAAAUAUAGUAUAUAGAGCCUUUUUUCAUUUCUAUCUUUUAACCUCUUUCUCCGGUUACGCCCAAAGUGUGAGGCCUGCAAUCAAGUUUAGAAGGAUGUUGGUGCAUGAUUAACGUACCUAUGGACUUUGCCUAGACAUACAAAAAGGAAACUACACAAAUCAUUGUAUGGCUUUUGUAAAAACGGAAGGAAAAGUACAUAAUUUUUACACAACGAAGACAACUG